CUAAUAAAGCAAAGAAAUGUCAAAGCGAUGACUAUAUAUAUAGUAUAUAUAUGCAUCUGAUCUCCGAGGUAUACCAAAUUUGCACAAGAAAGAAAGAAAAAAUGUAUGUGACAAGGCCUCUGUCGCAGCUGCUAAAAUCCCCAGAAAUUGUAGCAGCAGCUCCCGACGGCCCCAACAGUGGAUUCCUGGUAAUCCAAGACGAGGAAUCUUUGAGAUACUCUUUUUUCGGAGUCUUUAAGAAUCACAGCCUUAAGCAGCUGCCUUUCCCUCAAGACAAGGAGCUCAUCAUUCAAUACACCACCAGCAACGGCGACUCCACUGAUGUAUCUAACGAUCCUGUUUUCUUGAUUCCUGCUCUCAACUGCCCCUUGUCUUCCAAUCGCUACUACGCCGUCGUUCCCCAUCGGAAACGCAUAGGAGAAGCCUUCACCUGCUCGAGAGAAGAAGAUAAGGUGAGCUGCUGCUUCUGCCGCUGCGUCAAGGACGUGCAGUCGACGCCGUUGGACCCGCGCAACGUGUACCAGCAGUUCCAGAUUGUUCCAUACAAUGCCUUUUGGAGCUCCGACGGCCACUUCGUGGCGAACUCAGUCACGUCGGAUGGUUUCCCUCCUUCCUUCCUGCGGCAAAAGGGGUGGACGGUCGACACCAAGACUCCCCACACUUUCAAACUGGAGACGGCACGGGGCCUCGACCACGGGCUCCGUGCUCGUCUCCCGGAGUUGGAUUCGUCGAGCGUGGUGGGGAAAUGGUACACUCCCUUCGUGUUUGUCAAGGAUGGAUCGUUGAGAGAUCAGGUGAAACGAUCCAUGUAUUAUGAGGUUAUAUUGGAGCAGAGAUGGGAGAAGAUAUAUGAGGUUGAUCGUGAUCAUAAUAAGGGGAAUUCGGUGGUGAUUGAUGCUGCAGUUGAAAGGGAGGAGGUGUUUGUUGGUGGGAGUAAAGCUACGUGGAGCACAAGCGGCGGAGUGGUGUGGUUUAAGGCCGGCGGUGGCGGAGGAGUGGGGUUGAGAGUGGAGUUGGUGGAGAGGAUGAAAUGGGAGGAAGAGAGGGGAGGGUGGGUGGGAGGGGAGGGGAGGCAAGUGAAGAUUCAUAAGGUGGAGAAAUUGGAAGGAGGUGGCGAUUGGAAUGAAUUCGGAUGCUAUGUUUUGGUGGAGACUUUCAAUUUGAAAAGAAUGGAUGGGAGUUUGAUGAUUUCUUAUCAUUUUAAACAUUGUCAUAAGUUGAAGACCAAGUGGCAAUAGAUUAUCACUUCUUAGCGAUGGUUUUGUACCAUUGCCUUUCCCUUCUCUUCCCUUCUUUAAAUCUUUUGUACAAGUAUGGACACCCAUACAUCUUAUAACACUUACUCUCUUCAUGUUCAGUCUUGUGUGAAAUAUAACUUUUAUCUUUACUCUUUA
This is a messenger RNA of Salvia miltiorrhiza (redroot sage), 1394 nucleotides long. RefSeq lists its product as uncharacterized. Lineage: Eukaryota; Viridiplantae; Streptophyta; Magnoliopsida; Lamiales; Lamiaceae. The record is from RefSeq and is a predicted model, not a curated record. Bases 51 to 1238 code for a protein of 395 amino acids. The transcript has 2 exons.